UUAAUCUUUCACAGAUGCAAAUAAGUUGGAUUGUUUUGAAAUUUCAUUUGCAAGCUGUCCAUACUGAAGGACUGAAAUCAUAAACAUUUCUUUGCCUCGCCUCCUCCUCCUAUCUCCUGCUCCACAUGACAGUAAUGAUGGGGUAUAUAUUUAGCCGUCGUUACGUUCUUCCACUUUGAACCGUCUUUUCCAUGCCGUAUAUUUUUCCUCCAGGAGUUUUCUCUCCUGCGCCGUGCUUUGCGUGCACGCCUGUUUGUUAAUGUGCGCGAGGUGUCUCGGUCCGUCUUAAUUCCAUCUCUGCUAACACUUCUGCUUCAUCCAUGCCCCUAAUCCGGCUGGCCUAUUAAAAGGUGCUGCACCUCCUCAUGGGGCUUCGGAGAACCUCUCAUUUCCAAAGGACUCAUCCCUCCAUCCUUUCUCUCUCAUUUCCACCUCAGCUGCACCACUCGGCUCCCCACACAGAACCAGAUUCUAAGAGGCACAGACUCUUUCAAACGGCUUUUUGAAGACGAAAAGGCAUCAGCAGACAUGAAUGGCACUGAGGGACCUGACUUCUAUGUCCCCAUGUCUAAUAGGACUGGGUUGGUGCGAAGCCCGUUUGAGUAUCCUCAGUACUAUCUGGCGGAGCCCUGGAAAUACUCGCUUCUAGCUGCAUAUAUGCUGUUCCUCAUCAUCACCGCCUUUCCCAUUAACUUCCUCACCCUCCAUGUCACUGUCAAGCACAAGAAGCUGAGAAACCCACUGAACUAUGUUCUGCUCAACCUGGCGGUGGCUGACCUUUUUAUGAUAGUGGGAGGAUUCACCGUCACUCUCUACACAGCCCUGCACGGAUACUUCAUCUUGGGCGUCACCGGCUGCAACGUUGAGGGCUUCUUUGCCACUCUGGGAGGAGAGAUCGCGCUCUGGUCUCUGGUGGUUUUGGCAAUUGAGCGUUACGUUGUGGUGUGUAAGCCAAUGACCAACUUCCGCUUCGAGGAAAAACACGCCAUCGCUGGGCUGGCGUUCUCCUGGGUCAUGGCCCUGACCUGUGCUGCCCCCCCUCUGUUCGGAUGGUCCCGGUACAUCCCAGAGGGAAUGCAGUGUUCCUGUGGGAUUGACUACUAUACUCCCAAGCCUGAGAUCAACAACACCUCAUUUGUCAUCUAUAUGUUCGUCCUCCACUUCUGUAUCCCACUCUUCAUCAUCUUCUUCUGCUACAGUCGCCUGCUCUGCACCGUGCGAGCGGCCGCGGCGCUGCAGCAGGAGUCUGAAACCACCCAGAGAGCAGAGAGGGAGGUGACCCGCAUGGUCAUAGUCAUGGUGAUCUCCUUCCUGGUGUGCUGGGUUCCCUAUGCGACCGUGGCGUGGUACAUUUUCGCCAAUCAGGGCACAGAGUUUGGACCGGUGUUCAUGACAGCUCCUGCCUUUUUUGCAAAAAGCGCCGCUCUGUACAACCCAGUCAUCUACAUUCUCCUCAACAGACAGUUCAGAAACUGCAUGAUCACCACAGUGUGCUGUGGAAAAAAUCCUUUUGGGGAGGACGAUGUCGCCACUGUCUCCAAAACCCAGACUUCAUCUGUCUCUUCCAGCCAGGUGGCUCCUGCUUGACCCCUCGCUUCUCUUCCAUCAGCUCCAUCUGUCCCCCCUCCCGCCCGGGGACCCACCGCCGCCAGGCAGCCAAUGCCUUCCACGGGCCAAUCCUCUUGACUUACCUCUCAAAUUGUCCUCGCUGCAGUUGGCACAACUGCAACGACGGCGGGACCAACUCAGCGAGGAGCCAGCAUUUGCAUUUCCAGUCCAUUUAAUCAUGGAAAGUGUUCAGCUGGUCUCAUCGAGUUUAUUUUAAGGGUUACGGUCCGGAUGAUCGUCCAACUGAACACCUUCCAAGCUCCCCCACUUUCCAUGAAGUCACAUAAUAGCUGAAAAUCUAUUUCGUCUAAGCUCAUUAUCUCAUUUCGCCCCCAUCAGCCACUGUUUAAGCAGUUGUUGCAGCUACAUACCUACAAACGAGCGCUUUUCGUAGUUUUAUGAACAUCUAGGCUUUAGCUGAUUUUUCAUUACUACAGGUAAUUCUUUCCUUGGAGGCCUUGUAGUCACACAGCUGAGAUGUUUAGUCCUCUUUUUGCCUGGAAUGUUAUGAAAGCGACUCUUGGAUGAGUCUGUAUGUGUUUGAUAGUAAAGAAGUAGAUGCUAAAGUGUUAAUAUUUGUUAAAAAAUAAUCAGAGAACUGUACUUUGUAGAAUAAAGACUGUUUUGUAUCUUGCAU
Oryzias melastigma (Indian medaka) is the source of this 2245-nucleotide messenger RNA. RefSeq names its product rhodopsin. The transcript has 5 exons. NCBI's taxonomy places the organism in Eukaryota, Metazoa, Chordata, Actinopteri, Beloniformes, Adrianichthyidae. The record is from RefSeq and is a predicted model, not a curated record. Gene Ontology annotation, biological process: G protein-coupled receptor signaling pathway; visual perception; phototransduction. Bases 529 to 1587 code for a protein of 352 amino acids. Gene Ontology annotation, molecular function: G protein-coupled receptor activity. Gene Ontology annotation, cellular component: membrane; photoreceptor outer segment.